AUGGAUGCCGACGACCCUGGAGACGUUUUUCGAGCCGUGAAAUCGUUAUGUGAGACGGUACGCGGUCUAAUGGAACAAAUCACAACCACCUACACAAAAGUGGAACAAUGGGAAAGGGAAGCCGGUUGUCUGCCCAGCGAUCCCAUCACGGAGAAAUGUUCCACUCUUUUGCGAAAGCUAGACGUUUUGAUGCAAUCUUUGAGUUCAGAAGAGGAAAAGGUGGAGGAAAGCGGAUUUGAACCUGAAGAUGAUGAACGUACUGCCAGUGAAGAGCGAAGAAGGCGUGAUUCGUUGGUGGGUAGGGCAAACAGUCUGAAAAAAGCACUAAAGGAUAUCAUGAACAUCGCGGAGAGAGGAAUCGAUCAACAUACUCGCGGAAGGUAG
Messenger RNA from Cooperia oncophora, 384 nucleotides. NCBI's taxonomy places the organism in Eukaryota, Metazoa, Nematoda, Chromadorea, Rhabditida, Trichostrongylidae. The record is from the annotation of a GenBank genome assembly.